This is a messenger RNA of Macrosiphum euphorbiae (potato aphid), 276 nucleotides long. The record is from the annotation of a GenBank genome assembly. Lineage: Eukaryota; Metazoa; Arthropoda; Insecta; Hemiptera; Aphididae.
AUGAGUGUUUUGAAAGAAAAUGUCAAAAAACUUAAACCAGUUGAUAGGUAUUGUUCAAUCCUUUUUGAUGAGAUAAGUCUAAGUAGCGGUAUUCAGUACACACCGGCAACAGAUGUAAUUGAUGGAUUUGUUGAUUCUGGUGCCUAUAAAAAUCAAAGCUUGGCUGAUCAUGCACUUGUUUUUAUGGUUCGAGGGAUUAGAAAAAAGUUUAAGCAGCCGAUAUGUUAUACGUUUUGCCAAGCAGCCACCAAACAAAAUGAGCUAGUUGAACUAUAA